Molecule: messenger RNA, 2161 nt
Organism: Harmonia axyridis
Lineage: Eukaryota; Metazoa; Arthropoda; Insecta; Coleoptera; Coccinellidae
Product: transketolase-like protein 2
Exons: 5
Coding region: 170-2053 (627 amino acids)
Molecular function (GO): thiamine pyrophosphate binding; transketolase activity
Source: RefSeq, a predicted model, not a curated record
AAUCGAAGAUCCCGAUUUGAAGAUCUCCCCUCUCUUGGUCAAUAAACACCCAAACUAGGCAGUCGCAGAGAAUACCUAGUGAUUGAACUAGAAGGGGGACCACUUGUUGGAGUUGCACCGCCAACGAAGGCGCAAUUUUGUAGUUUACUGAGUUGAUCCAUCAAAAAUUAUGGCGAACUAUCACAAAUUGGAAGCCAAAACAGUGGACGAUUUGAAAGACAUCGCAAAUAAAAUAAGAAUACAUUCCAUAGCAUCAACACAAGCGGCAAAAUCCGGACAUCCAACAUCAUGCUCCUCAAUCGCAGAAAUUUUGUCUGUGUUAUUCUUCAACACAAUGAGAUACAAAGUAUCUGAACCAAGAGAUGCAUCAAGUGAUAGAUUCGUUCUUUCCAAAGGUCAUGCUGCACCAGCCCUCUACGCAGCUUGGGCUGAAGCUGGCCUCUUCCCAGUGUCAGAAUUGAAGAACCUGAGGAAAUUUGGAUCAGACUUAGAAGGACAUCCAACUCCUCGUUUGAAUUUCAUCGAUGUAGGAACUGGGUCUUUGGGGCAGGGCUUGGCUAUUGCCAAUGGUAUGGCGUAUGUUGGUAAAAACUACGAUAAAGCAAACUAUAGAGUAUACUGUCUGAUUGGAGAUGGUGAGAGUGCAGAAGGUUCAAUUUGGGAAUCCCUAGCAUUCGCAAGCUACUACAAACUAGACAAUCUCUGCGUUAUCUUCGAUGUCAACCGUUUGGGACAAUCAGAACCAACAGCUUUAGGCCACGAUCUGGACACAUAUCGUAAACGCCUUGAAGCCUUCGGUUUCAAUCCCAUAGUAGUGGACGGUCAUGACAUCGAACAGCUCGUCAAAGCAUUCUAUGUAGCCUCCAGCACCAAAGAAAAACCAACUGCUGUCUUGGCGAAAACUUUCAAAGGCAAAAAUUUCCCAAAAAUCGAGGACUUGGAGAAUUGGCACGGUAAAGCUCUUGGAGACCAAGCAGACAGAGUCGUCCAACAUUUGCAAGGCCUUUUGAAGAACCCAAAUGCACAAAUCCACCCCUUGAAACCUCUGAAAGAUGACGCACCAGUGGUAGACAUCACAAACAUCAAACUUGCCAGUCCUCCUUCAUACAAGAUGGGAGAAUUGGUAGCUACAAGAAGUGCUUAUGGCUCAGCUUUGGUUAAAAUAGCCAAAUCAAACCCACGUGUUAUAGCUCUUGAUGGUGACAUGAAGAACUCAACAUUUUCGGAAAAUCUGAGGAAGUAUGACCCCACCAGAUACAUCGAAUGUUUCAUCGCUGAACAAAGUUUGGUUGGAACCGCCAUCGGAGCUGCGUGCAGAGAUAGAACAGUGGCGUUCGUCUCCACUUUUGCCACCUUUUUCACGAGAGCGUUUGAUCAGCUUCGUAUGGGAGCAAUUUCACAAAGCAACAUCAACGUGGUUGGAAGUCAUUGUGGUGUUAGUAUAGGAGAAGAUGGCCCAAGUCAAAUGGGUCUAGAAGAUUUGGCAUUGUUUAGAAGCAUUCCAGGCUGUACGGUCUUUUACCCAGGAGAUGCAGUAUCUACUGAAAGAGCCAUUGAGCUGGCAGCCAACACUAAGGGUAUUACCUUCACAAGAGUCAGCAGACCAGCAACUCCUAUUCUCUAUUCCAACGAUCAAGUUUUUGAGAUUGGAAAAGCUAUGAUCCACAGAAAGACUAUGAAAGAUCAAGUACUGAUCAUUGGGGCUGGUGUAACUUUACAAGAAGCUUUGAAUGCUUCAACAGAAUUGGCCAAAGGAGGUGUAGGUGCAAGAGUGUUGGAUCCCUUCACCAUAAAACCAAUCGACAAAGACGGAAUCAUCAAGAACGCAAAAGAAUGCGGUGGACUUAUACUUGUGGUCGAAGACCAUUACCCAGAAGGUGGUUUGGGAGAAGCUGUACUCUCAGCUGUAGCUUUGGAAAGGAACAUAAUCGUGAAACAUCUUGCAGUUCAAGAGGUGCCAAGAUCUGGACCUCCAAAUGUGCUUAUUGACAAUUAUGGUCUCUCAGCCAAGAAGAUUGUUAAUGCUGUCAGAGAACUGAUCAAAUUGUACUAAACAAUAACUAUUUCCAAAAAUUUCGUAUUGUAAUUUUUGAACAUUCCAGAUUAAAUGUUGGUGAAUUUUAUAGGAGAGUUCUAUUUUUAAAUAAAAAUCUGUUGAUUA